CCCAACGGCAAAACCAACACAACACGACACGAUGAACCAGCAAGACCCUGUAAACCCCACCCGUGAAGAAAUCAUCCGAGCCCUAGCCAGAAGCGAGAAAAUAUGGUCCCCUGUUAUUCCGGUCACGCAACAACGCCACGCGUUACCGACAUCCUGCUUCAACAUGUUUUCCAUAUUCGCAGCGGUUUCUGGGAACCGGAUAUCCCAUCCAACCUUGUCCACGCCUGGGUCUGGCCCCCGCUUUGGGACUUCAACAUAAAAGAAUGGUCCACUAAACGAAGCGCAUAUAUACCAAGAAGCAAUCGUCAGGGGAUGCAUAUCACGUCGACCGAAUCCAGCCCCUCUUUAUCUUGGUGCUGCCUUGACGAAGCUUUUUGGCUUUGUCGUUUACUAUGUGGAGUCGGGCUUGUCCAUGAUGAAUUUGAGUACCGCUGCUUGGCUCGGUCACGAGCAGUCAUUUAUCCAGAAUACUGGGCAGCAGCGAGGGCUGCGCUCGUCUGGUUUCAUGUCCCGCGCCGAAGUCUGGCGACUUUUAUUCCUCACAUCGAGCACCAGUCUAGAUCAAGGAAAUAGUCCCUGGAAGCCACCCGGCGAGAUCGCACUGCAAAAAACCUCCCGCAGGAGAUUCGCAUACAUCAAGACUGCAGAGACCACUUUUUUUGCGGUACUGAGCGAUGACGGGUUUUAUCCGGAUGUGGCCACUAUAUGUUCAGAAUCCGAUUACCAAGGGACAGCUUUGACAUCUUUCUAUCUUCUUUUGAGUCACAAGGCGGCGAGGAAUACUACGCGGGGUGCUUUUCAGUGGAUGGCUGGGAUUUACGGUAAGGAUAGCCCUCUUAUUGAGGAUGAGAUAUAUGAUCAUGAAUGGAUUGACGCGGGUGGUGAUACCUUUAAGAAUGUCCUUGCUGAGGUAGCCCUGGGUCUAUCUCCUAGAAGCAUGACAGGUAUACACCUCCUACUUCCUAGAUAUCCUACAGCAAAUCCAUAA
This is a messenger RNA of Aspergillus glaucus CBS 516.65, 988 nucleotides long. RefSeq lists its product as uncharacterized. NCBI's taxonomy places the organism in Eukaryota, Fungi, Ascomycota, Eurotiomycetes, Eurotiales, Aspergillaceae. Bases 413 to 988 code for a protein of 191 amino acids. The record is from RefSeq and is a predicted model, not a curated record. The transcript is spliced from 2 exons.